CCCACUAGCCACCUCUCAAAAAUUGGUUUGUUAUCAUAUCAUACUCCCUAAAAGGCUAUAAUUCAACCCCACCCUACAAAAAUAUAACCAGUGCACCUCUAACCACUCACACUAUUUCUCAAGACAAAUACCAAAUUCAUGGGAGAAAAAGAAAAAAAGAAGGCCAAGAAGCAAAAAUAUCAGCAUCCAAAUCAGGAUCAUACCACCAAGAUUGCCACCAAUGCCUCAGAUUUCUCAUUCAAGCCCUCUUCUGAUGUUAAAGGCCUCCGUUUUGGAGGCCAAUUUAUUGUAAAAUCAUUCACUAUCCGCCAAGCGCGGCCAUUGCAGCUUCUGCACCUCCUCUCCCUAGACGAAAAAAGCCCAGCAGGGAAUUCAAGAACAUCAACAAGUUUCCGGUCCACCUCUGCAUUUUUACCAACAAAUUUUACUAUCUUAGCACACCAUGCAUGGCACACUCUUACACUAGGCCUAGGCACCAAAAAAUCCAAGGUACUUAUUUUUGUGUUCGAGUCUGAGAAUUUGAAGAAUGCAGUUGACAGGAUAUGGCCACAGGAAAUACCGCUGGGAGAAGUAAACCGAAAGAUCAUCCGGGGUCUAACCGGUUGUGAGAUGGCAAGAUUCAAAUUCAGGAAAGGGUGCUUAACAUUUUAUGUGUAUGCAGUGAGGAGAGCUGGAAACAUGGCGUUUUCGUGUGCUGAUGAGCUUAGGUUCGUACUGGAACAUGUGGUCGCGUUGAAUGAUUUCUUGGAUCACACUUUUAUGCUUGCAAUGCCCAACCAGAGGUCUAUCAAUUAUGCAGCUCCGGUUGCCAUGGCUCAUUAGCUAAGCAUGUCUAUAUCUCUCCUUAAUUUUUUUAAAUAUAUUUUUCUUUAAUUUGUUUAGUCGUCCAUUGAUUAUACAAAAUGUCAACCUUUUGAUAUAAAGGAGCCUGCUUUAUUAGA
Messenger RNA from Daucus carota subsp. sativus, 941 nucleotides. RefSeq lists its product as uncharacterized. The record is from RefSeq and is a predicted model, not a curated record. NCBI's taxonomy places the organism in Eukaryota, Viridiplantae, Streptophyta, Magnoliopsida, Apiales, Apiaceae. Bases 139 to 822 code for a protein of 227 amino acids. The transcript has a single exon.